UGCACCUGGGCUAGACAUCUUCCUGUUUGUCUCCUUCUAACACAGACCUCCUUGGCACCCUGAACCUUCAGUUUCUGAAGCAGCCAUGCCUUUGACUGAGAGUGUCAGGGGUCUCCAGGGAGCUGUUUCCCUCAAACUGGACUUCAUGUCACCUCCUGAAAGUGCCAAGGAGCUGCAGAACAAGGCCUCCAGCUUCUUGGAAGGAAGCCCUUCAGAGUCACCGGGCUUGCAGAAGACCAAGGGCAUAACAGGGUUCCAGACCUUGGUUCACUUGGUGAAAGGCAACAUGGGCACAGGGAUCCUGGGGCUCCCCCUGGCCAUAAAGAAUGCAGGCAUCCUGAUGGGCCCGCUCAGUGUGCUGGCAAUGGGCUUCGUCGCCUGUCACUGUAUGCACAUCCUGGUCAGGUGUGCCCGGCACUUCUGCCACAGGCUUAACAAGCCCUUUAUGGACUAUGGGGAUACAGUGAUGCAUGGACUAGAAUCCAGUCCCAGCUCCUGGCUCCAGAACCACGCCCACUGGGGAAGGUGUGUCGUGAUCUUCUUCCUUACAGUCACCCAGCUGGGCUUCUGCUGUGCAUACAUUGUGUUUGUGGCUGAUAAUUUAAAGCAGGUAGUGGAGGCCAUUAAUGGUACAACGAACAACUGCCAUCACAAUGAGACAGUGACACUGACACCCACCAUGGACUCGAGGCUCUACAUGCUCUCCUUCUUGCCCUUCCUGGUGCUGUUGGUCCUCAUCCAGAACCUCAGGGUCCUGAGCAUCUUCUCGCUGUUGGCCAACAUCAGCAUGCUGGUCAGCCUGGUCAUCAUUAUCCAGUACAUCGUCCAGGGAAUUCCAGACCCCGGCAGGUUGCCACUGGUAGCAAGUUGGAAGACCUACCCUCUCUUCUUUGGAACAGCUAUGUUUUCAUUUGAAAGCAUUGGUGUGGUUCUGCCUCUGGAGAACAAUAUGAAGGACGCCCGCCGCUUCCCGGCCAUCCUGUCUUUGGGAAUGUUCAUCAUCACUACCCUGUAUGUCGUCAUCGGGGCUCUGGGGUACCUGAAGUUUGGAGACGACAUCAAGGCCAGCAUAACCCUCAACCUGCCCAACUGCUGGUUGUACCAGUCGGUCAAGCUCCUCUAUAUCGUUGGCAUCCUGUGCACCUACUCCCUGCAGUUCUACGUCCCUGCAGAAAUCAUCAUCCCUUUCAUCCUCUCCCGAGUACCAAAGCGCCAGGCACAGGUUCUGGACUUAUCCAUCCGCCUCACCAUGGUCUGCCUAACAUGUUCCAUAGCCAUCCUCAUCCCCCGCCUGGACCUGGUCCUCACCCUGGUGGGCUCCGUGAGCGGCAGCGCCCUGGCCCUCGUCAUCCCGCCCCUCCUGGAGAUCACUACCUACUACUCAGAGGGCAUGAGCCCCUUCACCAUCACCAAGGACGCCCUGAUCAGCAUCCUGGGCUUUGUGGGCUUUGUGGCGGGGACCUACCAGGCCAUCCACGAGCUGAUCCAGCCGGCACACUCUCUCACCUUCCCCAACUCCACCAUGUUCCUUCAGUGGGAACAACACUGCUCCUCACCCCCCUGCCCCUAA
This is a messenger RNA of Trichechus manatus latirostris (Florida manatee), 1570 nucleotides long. RefSeq names its product solute carrier family 36 member 2 (gene SLC36A2). Lineage: Eukaryota; Metazoa; Chordata; Mammalia; Sirenia; Trichechidae. The transcript is spliced from 10 exons. Gene Ontology annotation, biological process: proton transmembrane transport; L-alanine transport; glycine transport. Bases 86 to 1570 code for a protein of 494 amino acids. The record is from RefSeq and is a predicted model, not a curated record. Gene Ontology annotation, molecular function: L-alanine transmembrane transporter activity; glycine transmembrane transporter activity; L-proline transmembrane transporter activity.